AAAUAGACCACUACACAAACUCUAAACAUCCACGCAUUAGAAUUUCAGCAUUUUGCCCCAUUAUACGAUCAUAAUAUCAAAAUAUGUCUUCACUAACUCCAGCUUACCCUAUUCCCCACCCCUUCGAUGAAGAACAGCCUUUCUUCUUCAACCCACCAGAAGACGAUCAGGACCUCCCACUAAAAGAGAUCCCCGGCAGCUACGGCGCGCCGCUCAUCGGCGCCGUCCUUGAUCGGUGGGACUUUUACUACAACCAAGGCCGGGACGGAUUCUUCAGCGCCCGGCAGGAGAAGUACAAGUCCACCGUCUUCCGAGCCAACGCCCCGCCCGGCCCUUUCAUCGCCAAGGACCCCAAGGUAGUCGUCCUCCUCGACGCCGUCAGCUUUCCGAUCCUCUUCGACACCACGAAAGUCGAGAAGAAGAACGUCUUCGACGGCACCUACAUGCCCUCGGUGAACUUCACCGGGGGCUACCGCGUCCUCUCGUUCCUCGACCCCUCGGAGCCGAAACACAACGCCUUGAAGAGCUACUUCUUCAAUGUCCUUGCUUCCAAGCACGACAACUUCAUUCCCGUCUUGGGAAAAUCCCUCACCGAGCUCUUUAACAACUUGGAAUCCCAACUGGCGAAGAGCAAAGAAGUGAACUUUAACCCCAUAAGCGACAACGCUUCUUUCAACUACGUUUUCCAAUUAUUCUGCGACAAGAGCCCGUCGGAGACGGGCCUUGGUGCGCAGGGAAACAAAACCGUCGACAUUUGGUUGGUCCCACAAGUGAUACCUCUCGUAUCCGUAGGAGUUCCCAAGUUUCUCCAGCUUGUGGAAGAUCUUUUGAUCCACACUUUUCCUAUCCCGGCUUUUCUCGUCAAGGGUAAGUAUAAGACCAUUUUCGAAGCUUUCUCCUCCGCGGCCAGCCCUAUAUUGGACCAAGCCAAGGACUUUGGGCUCGAGAGGGACGAGGCUUGUCACAACUUGAUUUUCCUCACGUGCUUCAACACCUACGGCGGGUUGAAGGUCCUUUUCCCGAGCCUGUUCAAGUGGCUCGGACGCGCCGGUCCCACGUGGCAUGCCAACCUGGCAAAGGAGAUAAGGAACGUGGUGAAGCAAGAAGGCGGGGUGGUCACUUUCGCGGCACUGGAGAAGAUGCCGCUGCUGAAGUCAGUGGUGUACGAGGUUUUGAGAAUCGAUCCCCCGGUGCCGUUCCAGUACGCGCAUGCCAAGGAGGACCUGGUGAUCCAGAGCCAUGAUGCGUCGUUUAAGAUCAAGAAAGGUGAGAUGAUCUUCGGGUACCAGCCGUUUGCGACCAAGGACCCGAAGGUUUUUGAGAAUCCCGAGACCUUCGUGCCGUACAGGUUCAUGGGCAAGGCCGAGGCGAAUCUCAAGUACGUGUACUGGUCCAACGGCCGGGAGACGGAGGCUCCGACGGCGGACAACAAGCAGUGCGCGGGGAGGGAUCUGGUGGUGCUGGUCGCUAGGGUUAUGCUGGUGGAGUUCUUUUUGCGUUACGACACUUUUACUUGCACGGAUGAAGUGUUCUUGGUGGGGUCAAAGGUCACCUUCACGUCGUUGACUAAAGCCGGGACAGUCAAGACCAAGAGCUAAAAUAUGGAUGAAAUUUGGAUUCAUUUGGAUCCUACGGUUUUAGUACUGCAGUUCUGAACUGAAGAUGGAUAUUUUCCGCUUCAAGUUUUUUUUUUUUUUUUUUUUUUAAGUUUUUAAUUAAUAAAACCUCCUCAAAGAGAGGUGUUGAUCGUCAUCAAUGUAGCCCUGUUUGGUAAAGUUCUUUAAUAUUGCUUUUUAAGUUUCAACUAUUUAGCACGUA
Morus notabilis is the source of this 1818-nucleotide messenger RNA. Its product is annotated as allene oxide synthase 3. Lineage: Eukaryota; Viridiplantae; Streptophyta; Magnoliopsida; Rosales; Moraceae. Bases 84 to 1598 code for a protein of 504 amino acids. The transcript has 2 exons. Gene Ontology annotation, biological process: sterol metabolic process. Gene Ontology annotation, molecular function: iron ion binding; monooxygenase activity; oxidoreductase activity, acting on paired donors, with incorporation or reduction of molecular oxygen. The record is from RefSeq and is a predicted model, not a curated record.